CCGCGGGCAGCCUCCUGCGGUCGGAGGUGAUGAUGCCUCCUCGGCGCACAGAGCUCAGCGCCGCCGGAUGGAAUUUACAAGGUCGCACCUGUCUCGAAAGCGGCUGAUAUUCGACACACUUUUAUUGGAAAACGCUGGCUUCUGGAGGAGAAAGCGACACGCAGGCGGAAUGAGUUUGGCGUGCGAAUCGCUUUACUUUUAACCUGGACGGACAACAUUUUGCCGAAUGAUUUUUAGCCGCAGUGCCACACUGGAUCAUCCGGCGGCAGCGCAUAAUGUCUAGAAUGCAGAAAGCCAUGGGCGGCGUGGUGGAGGUGAAGAGUAAGUUUGAAGCAGAAUACCGUCGCUUCGCUUUCAAGAGGAACUGCCCAGGUGGCUUCCUGGAGUUUUAUAGCCUCCUGCAAACAAUACAUCGCAUCCAUGAUGUCGACAUUUUAUUGGGAUACGCCGAUGACUCUGGGGACCUCCUUCCAAUCAACAAUGAGGACAACUUUAACAAAGCUGUCAUGUCAGCAAAUCCCUUGCUUCGCAUUAUCAUUACCAAGAAAGAGGAUGAACCUGCACCAUUUCCAGACAACCGGCGUAAAAAAGGCUUAGGGCUGUCAGUACUCCGUACCAAUGGCUCAUUGUCGAUCCACUCAAAGAACAAACUUGGUCGCAUGAUUAGCAGACCAAAGGACUUCCGUCAAAUUUCAUCAAUCAUUGACGUGGAUAUCUUACCUGAGACACAUCGGCGCGUACGGCUCCACAAGCAUGGCACCCAUAAACCACUGGGUUUCUAUAUCCGAGACGGGGUCAGCGUGCGAGUGACGCCACAUGGUGUCGAAAAGGUUCCAGGAGUGUUCAUAUCUCGCCUGGUGCGUGGUGGUCUUGCAGAGAGCACAGGCCUCCUGGGACUUAAUGAUGAAAUCCUCGAGGUCAAUGGCAUCGAUGUUACGGGAAAAUCAUUGGAUCAGGUAACAGACAUGAUGGUGGCCAACAGCCACAAUCUUAUCGUGACUGUGAAGCCAGCUAACCAGAGGAACAAUGUGAUACAUCGCGGGAGUCGGACCUCCGUGGGAAGUUCUAUUUCUUUUGGCCUAAAUGGAUCUACAGGCCCUGCUCUUUUGCAUGAUUCAACAAGUCCCACUUCCCAGAGCAACCCCAUCACUGCAAGCAGCAGUACUGCAGAGGGCGACAGUGAUGAAGAAGAUGACGACGACGAUUGCGAUCUAAUUGUGGAAAACGAGCGUCUGAUGUUUCCUGAAUCUCGUCGGGCCGCAAACAGCAACAAGGUGUACAGCAACAGUGAAACAUUGCAGGAUGGUCCUGCAAUGAGGACCCUUCAACAGAGCGUCUCCAUGCCUGAAUAUAUUGCGUCUAGCCUGACGGAUAGAGCGAUGGUGAUGUCCAGUCCCUAUGGACACAGCUGAUGAUGUAUACACACACUUGAGUCUUUUACUGAAACUAAUACCUAGCCCUGUAUCAGAAACACCCCAUUGUACAUUUGCCAAGGUGACAACUUUUUAUAUGUUUGGUGGUUCACCUUUAAAACCCGCAGAACGGCUUGGUGGUUGCUAUGGUAACCGACAUGCGUACCAGGAAAAGCGUCAACAAAAUCUCAAAUGAUUUUAGGAAAACACAACACAAUUCAAAGUAAAAAGCUCCACCAAAUAGUAAAAAAAAAAGAUCUUUAAAGCGUAAUCCCUUGUUCCUUAUCCAUUUCUGAAAGUUCCAUCAAAAUAUGCCCUUAAUUUUUAAGCUAUCUUUACCGGUGUGUAGCCCGUAUGUCUGUCUACAUUAUCACUGUCUUUGCAGAGCCGCUAGCGUAGAACCUACGCAUGCACGAAAGUGUUACUGUAAGCAAAUGUAGAAAUAAUCAAGAUCCGUAUCAAAAUCACUUUUUCUUCAUCCAUUUCCUAACAGCUUUAUGAAAAUCCACCAAUACAUUUCGGAGUUAUCUAGAACGGAAUGAAAAAAAACAGUCAUCCACUGUCUUGGUAUCCGUGGGUGGAAGCGUGGAAGAUUAAAAAUGUUAAAAAAUCACGCCAGCACCAAAGACUUGUUUUUUAAAUGCUAACAAAGAGUUUUUUAUCCAAUAAUUGAAUGAUCUUUCCUUUACCAUUAAAACUCACUGAGGCAGCAUUUACACUAAGCCAGCAGAGAUAUUAAGAUCUGCGAUUUUAUAACAACUCGUGAUUCAAUUCCAUUUCAAUUCAAACCAAUUCUCAGAAUAUUUCAGAAAAAUAAUAUCCGUCCAGUAUCUACCGCUUGUCCUUCUCAGAGUCGCGGUAUUUUUACAAUAUAUUAUAUGGUAUAUUUAUUGUGAUAAAAACAUUUUCAAAACCGGUUAGAAGUUACAAAAACUCCUCUUGGCUAUAAAAACUAUUUUGUGGACCAUGAUUCUUGAACAUUUUAAAUCAUAAGUAGGAAUAGCAAUAUGAAUUUUAAAGCAAUAGCUAUUUAAGUGUUAAUAUAGUUCUCCCCGGGCUUCACGGUGGCAGAGGGGUUUGUGCGUCUGCCUCACAAUACGAAGGUCCUGCAGUCCUGGGUUCAAAUCCAGGCUCGGGAUCUUUCUGUGUGGAGUUUGCAUGUUCUCCCCUUGAAUGCGUGGGUUCCCUCUGGGUACUCCGGCUUCCUCCCACCUCCAAAGACAUGCACCUGGGGAUAGGCUCCUCCCACUUCCAAAGACAUGCACUUGGGGAUAGGUUGAUUGGCAACACUAAAUUGGCCCUAGGGUGUGAAUGUGAGUCUGAAUGUUGUCUGUCUAUUUGUGUUGGCCCUGCGAUGAGGUGGCGACUUGUCCAGGGUGUACCCCGCCUUCCGCCCGAUUGUAGCUGAGAUAGGCGCCAGCGCCCCCCGUGACCCCAAAAGGGAAUGAGCGGUAGAAAAUGGAUGGAUAGUUCUCCCCUUACUUUGAUAUCAAGAUCUUCCAAGUCGAUCUUGUAUCUGUAUAGAACUCGCUGCAUGGAUCCGUCGCAUGGAUUGGAACCCCAGGAUGCAGAGCAAGGAAGGAAAAAUACAGGCAAAAAAUCCAAUAAAUUGGAAAACAUAUUUCGAGCAGCAUGUAAGCGCACAGAAGACAAAACACUUUGUCAAGAUACAAAGCAAAAAAAGAGCAACAGGUGAAACUGACAAGAAACCGAGCAGAAAGUGAUUGUGCAGCAAAAGAAGGAAUCCAACACGAAGUAAAACAAAAAUAGCACCAGAACAGGUAUUUAUACAAAACACAGGAAAAUAGCUAACAAAGUGAAAACUCGGACAAGUCGCCACCUCAUCGCAGGGCCAACACAGAUAGACAGACAACAUUCACACUCACAUUCACACACUAGGGACCAUUUAGUGUUGCCAAUCAACCUAUCCCCAGGUGUGUGUCUUUGGAAGUGGGAGGAAGCCCACGCAGUCACGGGGAGAACAUGCAAACUCCACACAGAAAGACCCCGAGUCCGGGUAUCGAACCUAGGACCUUCCUAUUGUGAUAUUGUGAGGCACACACACAACACCCUGAUUCCCCGUCUGCCCUGUUAGUAUAUGGGAUCAACAGUGAAACCUUUUUGAAAAAGGUAUGUCAUUUAUAUAACAAAUCAAAUAUUGUGGCUUAGAAUCGAGAAUUGAAAAUCGGAGUUGAAUUAUGAGUUGUAAAGAUUCACAUUCCUAUUAAAUGUUUAAGGGACGGCGUGGCGCAGGGGGAGAGUGGCCGUGCGCAACCCGAGGGUCCCUGGUUCAAUCCCGACCUAGUACCAACCUCGUCACGUCCGUUGUGUCCUGAGCAAGACACUUCACCCUUGCUCCUGAUGGGUGCUGGUUAGCGCCUUGCAUGGCAGCUCCCUCCAUCAGUGUGUGAAUGUGUGUGUGAAUGGGUAAAUGUGGAAGUAGUGUCAAAGCGCUUUGAGUACUUUGAAGGUAGAAAAGCGCUAUACAAGUACAACCCAUUUACCUACGUCCAUUUUAAUUUAAGAUUUUAGAGUGUUUUUUUUUUAUUGAUAAAGGAUGCUUCACUUCCAGUUUGUGAUGUCACUUCCUUUCCAUCCAUUUAUGAAUGUUCACAAUAUUUACAUCUGUCAUGAGAGAGUACAGCCUUUAGGUUCAAUAUGCACAUAACAUUUUCUACCGCUUGUCUCUUUUGGGAUUGUGGGGUGUGCUGGAGCCUAUCUCAGCUGGAUUUGGGCAGAAGGCGCCGUACACCCUGGACAAGUCACCAACACAGAUAGACAACAUUCACACUCACGAGGGCCAAUUUAAUGUUGCCAAUCCACUUCUCCCUAGGUGCAUGUUUUUGGAGGUGUGUUUAUACAGAUUGACUUCAAAGUAUUUUGUUUCUUAUUGAGAAAAACAGUGUCUCAUGUUUAUUUUAGGAUUAAAGCUUGCAAGCGAUUUUAUGGAAGUGUGGUUAUCAAUGACAAUUGUUUUUUUUUAACUACAACACUAACCAUGGGUAGUUUUACGUCAGUUUAUAUUUAAUGGUUACAUCCUUGGGAUUGGGGGUUAAAUCAGCAUAAAAUGAUUCCCGGGCGUGGCACCGCUGCUGCCCACUGCUCCCCUCACCUCCCAGGGGGUGAACAAGGGGAUGGGUCAAAUGCAGAGGACACAUUUCACCACGAUUGGUACUUUAACUUUAUUUUUUUUUACUUUUUAAUCACUGAGGCCACAGUUACCCAAAAUCUCAGUUUUCAAAGACAAAAAUCACAUGUGUUUAAAAUAAUUUUGCAUGAAAUACCCAAAUACAUGGAAAGAAUGUUCACAUGUUGAGCCUGCCGUCUGUAAUUUGAUUUAGUCCAAUCCGUCCUUUUAAAAAAAAAAAAAUGUUUUAAUCUACCAAUACCUUCUUUUGUUUGAGAUUAUAAAGGAAACUGGUUUUAUUUGCAUAAUUCAGAGUAUAAUUAUAUAAUAUAAUCAUUUGAAUCUAUUGUGUGGUGGGAGUCUGAGUGGAUGAGUCAGAAAAGUAAGGAGGUUGUUUCGUUGAUGCGUCAAUCUGAAAAUGAACGAAAUUAAAUAAAAAGUCUAUUUGUCUUGCCUUUCA
Molecule: messenger RNA, 4999 nt
Organism: Nerophis ophidion (straightnose pipefish)
Lineage: Eukaryota; Metazoa; Chordata; Actinopteri; Syngnathiformes; Syngnathidae
Product: partitioning defective 6 homolog beta-like
Exons: 6
Coding region: 276-1412 (378 amino acids)
Biological process (GO): regulation of cellular localization; centrosome cycle; establishment or maintenance of cell polarity
Cellular component (GO): cell cortex; nucleus; apical plasma membrane
Molecular function (GO): protein kinase C binding
Source: RefSeq, a predicted model, not a curated record